Lolium rigidum is the source of this 1748-nucleotide messenger RNA. RefSeq names its product OVARIAN TUMOR DOMAIN-containing deubiquitinating enzyme 6. Gene Ontology annotation, biological process: protein deubiquitination. Gene Ontology annotation, molecular function: cysteine-type deubiquitinase activity; K63-linked deubiquitinase activity. The record is from RefSeq and is a predicted model, not a curated record. Lineage: Eukaryota; Viridiplantae; Streptophyta; Magnoliopsida; Poales; Poaceae.
CAACAACAGCAGAACCAGCCAGCACCAGCUGCCCGGGAGGAGGAGAUUACACCACAGCCACAGCCACCGGAGCCUUCGGCUUCCGAUGAAAUCACCGAGCAUCUACCCGAGGGCGACGAGAGCAGUAGCAAUAAGCCUUCGAGGCCGGUUGAUCCCGUGUCCGAGAGCUCGAGCUGCGCGGAAGAGAGAUCUGAGAGGGAGAAACCUCCCAGGGAUGACUCAAAUGCGACCGACCCCGCAUUCUUGGCGGAACUAUCGGGCCUCCAGUGUUCCGAUCAGUCUGAGCAGGGCAGUUCAGGUCAGUCAGGCGCUGGCGGCUCACCGCAGAUGGCUGGCGCGGCAUCGCACCCACCGCCUCCGCCAGCUCCGCCGCCAAAGCCAUCAUCGUCUGCUAAUAAUGGCUUGAGGAGAAUGGGGUCUGGGAGCUCAAACAGUGUGCGGAUUGGGUCUUCAAGAAGGCCUGUUGCUUGGCCACCGGUGGCAGCCCGGACAUCUGCUACGGGGUCCCGCCCUUCUUCGCCUAGGUCGCUUGCUGACUGUGAAGGGUACAAUAGUGCGGAUGAGCAGGGUCCCUGUUACACCUCCAGCUAUGAUGAUUCGAGUACUUGCCCUGAUGUAAUUUAUUUGCCUCAGGAAAGGGAGCAUAUGUUCGAACAUGACCUAAGGCGAGUGAAAGGGUUUGAAAUAAGGAAGAUGGCUGCAGAUGGAAAUUGCCUGUUCAGAGCAGUUGCCGAUCAGGUUUAUGGUGAUCCAGAAACUUAUGACAUGGCAAGGCAGAUGUGUGUUGAUUAUAUGGAAAGAGAGCGGGAUCAUUUCUCUCAGUUCAUGACUGAAGGCUUCAUGUCAUACUGCAAGAGGAAGAGAAGAGAUAAGGUAUAUGGCAAUAAUAUUGAGCUCCAGGCAUUUGCUGAGAUGUACAAUCGUCCAAUUCACAUAUAUUCCUACAGUACAGAGCCCAUUAAUAUUUUUCAUGGAAAUUAUAGCACUGAUGUUCCUCCGGUUAGGUUAAGCUACCAUCAUGGUAAUCAUUACAAUUCAGUUGUUGAUCCUCGCCGUCUGACAGUUGGGGCAGGCCUGGGAUUUAGCUCCCUUAGAGGGACUAAUAGUGUGGAUAGGGACCAAGUGAAAGCUGCAAUAAAAGCUCAGCAAGACCAGCAGAUUGAGAAUGCACUUCUGGCUGAAGGGCGGCUCUACUCUGAUCUGGAGUUGACUGAGAAGGAAAUAGAGCGGAUGGUGAUGGAGGCCUCUCGGGCAGAAUUUCUUAACCAGCAGCAGGUUAACUUCAGAGAGUCAUCAAUGUCAGCAGGGGCAGAGCCAUCUUCUUCUGCCGCAAUUAGUGGGUCGUCUGGUUCGGCCGCGGUAGGGGAUAAAGGCAGUGAGAAUUGUUUUGUACUUCCAGACACCGUGCUGACUCGCAGCAUGCAGUUGCUCCUAGCAAUGGGCUUUAGUUACAUCCAAGUGAUGGAAGCCUACAGCAUAUUCGGCGAGGACGUGGACUCGAUGAUCUGCUACCUAGUGGAGAUGGGAGGCGCGGGAGCCUCUGCAGGUGGCAGCAACCGCCGGAAAGGAAAGGCUGCUGAGUGAUGUGCGCACCUUUCUAUAGGGGAUAGAGAUCAUCGGGCAUAUAAAUUAUAAUACAAAUAAUGAUAUAGCCUUUGUGAGUUGAGAGUCGAGACAUCGAUGUAGUGCUGCCAUGUUGGGGAUAAUAAGGAAUAAAAGGUACUCUCAGAAGUCGCUACCUUCUAUGC